This is a messenger RNA of Chironomus riparius, 2187 nucleotides long. The record is from the annotation of a GenBank genome assembly. NCBI's taxonomy places the organism in Eukaryota, Metazoa, Arthropoda, Insecta, Diptera, Chironomidae.
AAUCUCAAAAUAUCUAGUGAGAUUAUUUUGUUUUUAACUUUCAAUGCUGAAGUAUUUAUUUGACUUAUUUUUAACAAAGUUUGAAUUUUUAAACCAAUAAAAAUGAAGAAAUCAUUUCUCUUCAUCAUUUACCUUAUCGCAUCACUAAGCGGACUAUCGUCAUCAACUGAUAUUGUUUGUGACUACAGCGUAACUAGAUUCACUGUAAUUGGUGACGUUUAUCGCUGUUCAAUCAAAGACAAUCCAAACAUUUUAACUAAAGAAUCAGCAAAAGUCAACAUCCUCAGAGGAUCACACUGGGACUCAAAAAGUAACGACGAUGUCCUCGGUUUUGUUGCAUUUGGCAUAACAAUGCAGUACUUCCCAACUGGAUUAGAUAAAUAUUUCAAAAAUAUCAAAGCAAUUUACAUCCAAUCGUGUCAAUUAAAGGAAAUCCAUCAAUCGGACUUGAAACAAUUCCCAAAUUUAAUAAGCUUAAGUUUCUACUUCAAUUCUAUUAAAUCCAUUGAAGCUGGUCUGUUUGACUUUAAUCCAAAUUUACAAUUAAUUGCGUUUCUUGAACAACAAAUUGUCCGCAUUGAUCCAAAUGUUUUUGAUCAUUUGAAUAAUUUAGAGUCUUUCUACUUCCAUCUAGUGCCAUGCGUUAAUCAAUACAUUGAAAAUUCUAGAGAGGAAGUCAAAGCAGCCAUUCAAAUUGUUAAGGAAAAAUGCUCAAUGAUUUAUGACUCAUGCACUAUAAAUAGCAACUAUGGCCAUAGCAGCCCAUCCUAUGAAGGAUUAAAGGAUAUUUACUUAUGUUAUAUCAUUAGUGAUCCUAAAAUCACAUCAAAGGAUUUAGCUGACAGUUGUGGAAUCAGUGGAACACACGCAACUUCAAAAACCAACGCUCAUGUGCACGGUUUUUAUGCUAAAUCAAAAACAAUUAAUUAUUUUCCACAUAUUUUAAGUAAAAAAUACCAAAAUCUCAAAAUGAUAACAUUUCAAGAUUGCAAAAUGAAGGAAGUUCAUCAAUCAGACCUCAAGCCAUUUCCGAAUUUAGUUCAUUUUAAUGUCAAGUUGAAUGAGAUUGAGGUUAUUGAGCAAGGUCUUUUUGAUUUUAAUCUAAAUUUAGAAUAUAUUAGCUUUUCCCAAAAUAAUAUUGUCCAUAUUGACUCGAAUGUUUUUGAUAGUUUAAGUAAAUUGCGAUGGUUUUUCAUGGAUCCUGACUCUUGUCUGACCAACUCGAAUAGCGUAUCUGACUCAAUAGAGCAAGUUGUAGAAGUUAUUAAAAUUGUUAAGUCAAACUGCACAAAUUCUGAAUUUUUAUCUCUUGAUGCUCAACUUAAAAACCUAGAAAUUGAGUCAAAAGAACCAAAUUUUGAUGAAUUUGCCUCCCAAAUGGAGAGCUUCAUAAGAGUUUAUAAGAACUCGAGACUAUCUAAGGUCCGAACCUUAAAUGAUCAAUUCCAAGCACUCUUGAACAGCGAAGAAUGUCCGAAUUGUCAUCAAAUGAUUAAACUUAUAGCUUUGGAUAAAAAAGUUUCAAAAAUUGAUGAAAAUCUGAGCGUUAAUCAGAAAAUCAUUUUAAAUAAGUUUGAAGACCUUAGCUUAACUAAAUGUGGACUGGAUGCUGUUGAACUUAAAGCUACACUCUCAAUCACUUUGGAUAGCUUAAAGUCAUUAGUAAUUGACCAAGAAUCUAAACUUGAUCAGAUCCAAAAUACCCAAAAUCAGCUUAAUGACAAUAGUCAAACUGAGGUUAAGUUUGAUGACCUUAGAGCAUCUCAAGACUCGUCCCUUAGCGUCCUAACAUCAAAACUUAAUGAACUCAAAAAUAACAUAAAAGAAAGUCAAAUCAAUGACAAUUCAGAUGACAAGAUCUCGGCACUACGCUUUAAGGAUCACUUUAUUGAUUUUGAGGGAAAAAUAGAUGAGAAGCUUGAAAGAAUUGAGAAGAAACUGACAACCAAGGUUGACAAAAUGUCAACAAAUCUUGAUGAAAAAGUUAAAGGACUUGAAAGUCGACUGAUGAAAAUUUUUGAGGAAAUUUUAGAAGAAAAAUUGCAGAAAUUGGUAAAACUAAUGAAAUAGACGCCUUACUUUGUUAGACUAAAGUUUGAGGAAACGACAUCUCUGGAGUAAAGUUACAACAAAGCCGGAAUUUCCUGAAAGUCAGGGCUUGGCUCUAUUCAAAAUAGUAAAGUUAAG